Plasmodium cynomolgi strain B is the source of this 4602-nucleotide messenger RNA. RefSeq lists its product as hypothetical. The annotation marks the transcript as partial. The record is from RefSeq and is a predicted model, not a curated record. The transcript is spliced from 9 exons. Lineage: Eukaryota; Apicomplexa; Aconoidasida; Haemosporida; Plasmodiidae.
AUGAAAACAUCAAAGGAGGACUUUUCUUUUUAUUCAAUUCUGAUGUCAAACAGUUCACAAGUGAAAAGGAUCUCAAAUAAUGAAAAUAAUCAGAGUGGUACAAUUUCGACGAUGUCUAAAUCGAGGAGCAUUAAGAGGCUUAGCUCUAUUAGCAAAAAUAAAAUUUUAAAAAUUGAAUUUCCGCCUUAUCACAAAAUAAAGGUGGAUACAUUAAAAUGGGAGAAGCAGCUUGACCAGGCACACACCAGCUACCUCAUGAGGGAGUUCAAGCCGUUCAGCAGUUCGGAACUGAUUCUGCACAUGUUUAGUGACAAUGCGAAUAUGGUUAACAGGAGCAUCCUCUUCUUUAAGGACUACCUGAACAACAGUUCCAACCAGUCGACGUUCUUCUCCAAGUCUGGCUUCCUGGACCUACUGCUCAAGUGGAUCUUCUACACCCUGAAUGGCCACCAAAACAACAACGAGCUGCUUUGCGCGUGCAUAAAUUUGCUGCGGAUAAUUCUAAAAACGAUCGAGGACAACUACGUGUACCUGAAUGAGCAGGAGCUGGUCAUUUUGGUCAACUUCAUUUGGGACCGCAUGAACAGCGGGGCGACCUCCUCGGAGAUGCGAAAAAAACUGAAGGAGAUCCUCCUCUGUCUGUGCUAUAUCUCGGACCACAAGCUUUACUUUUCCCUCCUGUUGAAGAACCUUUCGUCGUGCAACCAGAAGCGUAUAUGCGACUCUCUGGACAUAAUUUUGAAGCUGAUCAUUCUGUACAAGGAGAAAUGCCUGCACCUUGAGAAGGACGUGAUGAAAAUUUUGCAAGUCUUCACAAUUCACAGCAAAAACAAAAACGUGACCAUUUACUGCCUGAAGAUUUUUGCGAACAUCCAGUCCUUCUGCCCCAACUUUUACAAGUGCAUUGACAACGACGACAUCUCGACCUACCUAAAAAGGAAAGUGGACGAAUUUGUUGAGAACUGCCCAGAUUACAAAAUUACCCCGAAGGACACCGAGGACGACGAAAAUAACAGCUCCUACCAAAGCGACGAUUCCGAAGGCGUCCCCAAAGAGGAGGGAAACCACGAACUGGCGGCCUACUUGAAGAACAACGCAAAUCAGAGGAACUCCAUAAGGAAGGAAGUGGAAGGACACGUGAACGAGUUCCGCAAAAACGUGGAGGAAGUGCUGGAGGUAAAAAAAAAAAUUGAAGAAAUCGAAAUGGAUCGAACAAAUGAAGACUACAUGAACGACCAAAUAUCCUACGUGAGCAUCUCCAACAAUUUAAAAUUUGCAAUUGAGGGAAACAGCUACUCGAGGAAUAAAGAAAUUUUCCACAUUUUGGAAUCUAAAAAUAAUGAGAAGGUGGAGGGAUCAAACAGCUAUGAGAAUUCUCUGGUGUAUUUCCGCUUCGUGUACUUGGCUUCUUUUCUCUACUCCAAUGAUGUGGAAACCAUUUCGAAGGUGUGCAAGCUCAUCGUGGAUAACAUCGUGCAGGUCGGGAAGAAAAGCAAAAACGGGAAUUUCAUCCUGAAGGAGAACGGGAACUACAUUUUUAAAAAUUUCAAUUUGUUUAUAACCCUAAUAAAGGGAGCGAACUACUCUCUGAGGUUCCUAUUCCAGAAAAGUUUUGCCAAAGACAUAAAUGCAUCGUUCAUUCACUUUAAUGCAAUCCUGAGCAAUGUACUAUUAGUUGACAUAUUAAUGAAGAAGAAAAGCUGCAUCGCUAGACUGUCCUUCAACCACUUCUCCUUUUUUUUUAUAAAUACAAUAGUGUGCUUGAGUAUAUAUACCAAAGUUAUUCACACGAACAAGUACAUUUACUUCUUUAAAAAUGGAUCAAUUGCGAGAAGUCUUGUAACCAGUAUUCUUAACAACCUACUUGGGAGAGAAUUUCUGACAAGCCAUUCUAAGCUACUCGAAUAUGUAUGUAACGUAUCCCUAAACCUAGGGUUCGAUAUUAUGAAAAAUAAAAAUAUCCUUUUAGACGAUCUGAGUGAUACGAGUGAAUUUUAUAUCUACACAAAUACAUACAUCAAAAUAUUGAAUAAAAUUUAUAAAAAGAUUAUGAAUAAAAUUUGUGAGGAAGAUCGGAAAGACAAUCCUUUCGUGUAUAGGAUUUUACACCUUUUGUUUUUAAAUUUGAACAGGUAUGACAUUUACUUGGGUAGGAUGCAGGGCGACCGGAACAGGAAAAGGAAAAUGGAAGACGAGCAUGAUGAGGUCCCCGUCGGGGGGAGUCUCAACUCGGGCUCCUUUUACAGCAAGAAGAUAUGCAACAGUGAGAGGCUCAGCGAGAGGCCCAAUGAAAGGCUCAGCGAGGAUGCGACUGGCGGGUGUGGAGGUGCCCUCCUCCCCGGGGAGAACUCAGAUCAUUGCAUUUUUGACUGUCGCGCGAUUUAUUAUGAAAACUUGGGCGCGGUUCAUUCUGGUGGGAAUAACAUCGCCGGGGAUGGCAACGGUGCAGUGAUUACUGGAAGCGGUGUAGUGACUGCUGGCAACGGUGUAGUGACUGCUGGCAGCGGUGCAGUGACUACUGGAAGCGGCACAGUGGCUUCGAGCUGCCCCGUCGGGAACAGUGACACCCUGAGCUGUGGCAACGCGGCGAGGGGAGGCUUCGGCGCGGUGAGGGGAAAUCUCGGAACGGGCAGGGCGAGCAACGCGGGAAGGGGCAGCAUCCCCCCGCGAGCAAGCAACACGCAGGUUCGGUUGAGCAGCACACAGCUUCGAUCGAGCAACACGCAGGUUCGGUCCAGCAACACACAGCUGCGAUCGAGCCAUACACAGCUGCGAUCGAGCAAUACACAGCUGCGAUCGAGCAAUACGCAACUUCGAUCGAGCAACACACAGCUGCGAUUGAGCGGUACCAGCAGGACGGCGAGCGUCACCCAAGAGGUGGAGAAUGUGCCCAGUGUGGACGCACCCAAGCGAGCAUGGAACAACACAAACGAGACCCCCUACUCGAGGGAAGAAGCAAACAAAGUACACACAAGCAGAAUGGAAUUCAUGACCAAGUACCUUUUUUUCAUUCAACUUAUUUUUUAUGGAAUCAAAAAAAACAACCCACUAAUUUUACUAGCUUAUAUAAACCACGAAAUAAAAAAAACCUACUCAGUGAACCUACCCUUCUAUUAUCAAAAAAUGGAGUUAUUGUUGAAUAAAGACGUGAGGAGUUGUGUCCCAACGAUCAAUGUAAAUACAUCAGAAGAGUUUUAUGGAAUGGAUUUUUCUUUCGAGCAGUUUCUACAUGAAAAUGAAAAUUUGCAAAAAUUAGAAGAACCCAUUUUUAGUUCAUACAAAAAUGUAUUCAGUCAGUAUGCUAAUUUUGACUCAGAAAUUAUUUACAACAAUUUCGAUCUAUCCAUUGAUGAUGCAAUACAUAAGAAAAAAGAGUUCCUUGAAUCGCUAAAAAUGAUGAACGUUAAUGAAGUGACAUUCAGUUCAAACAAGUAUGAGCAUUUGAAAGCAGCUAUUUUGGAAUACAUAAACGAGUUGGAGAAUACAGAGGUGCUAGAUGAUGUUCCGAAUGUUGACCUGGUGUCGGAUUAUAACUUUCUUUGCACCAUGUAUAGGAUUCCGAAGGAAUUGGAGAAGCAGCCCCCAGCAGGGGGAGGCGGUGCGGUGGGAGACGGUGCAGUGGGAGGCGGUGUAAUGGGAGACGGUGCAGUGGGAGACGGUGCAAUGGGAGACGGUGCAAAGGGAGACGAUUCAAAGGACCACCCCGUAGGAAACCCCCUCGAAGAAAACCACCGCGCAGACAAAGGGAGCGACACGAAUGUGAUCCAGCGAGACGAUCAAAAGGUGCCCAAUUGGGGGAACGGGACGAGGAAUGUAGCAGAGCGGAAGGGUGAAGGCAACCCGGGGAAACCCAAUCAAAGGGAGGAGGGAGAAGGAGAAGCAGAAGAAGAAGGAGAAGAAGAAGCAGAAGAAGAAGGAGGAAACCAGGAGAAACCCAAUCAAAGGGAGGAAGAAGAAGAAGAAGGCAACCCGGGGAAAACCCAUCAAAGGGAGGAAGAAGACAAACGCCGCCAAGGGAACGACCACACAGAUGGAAGAAGCGCCCAAAAUAACUUCCCCCAAAAGGAGAAGAAAGACGUGACAUUUAUUAGUCGAAGUAUCUAUCUACGAAAUGACACCGUUGAAAAUAUUGACAUGAAUGAACUGCGAUUCAAGUAUGACUCUGCUGUGAGGGAGUCGCCCUGUGGUAUGGCUGAGAAGGGAAAUUACGGAUUCUGCAUGAAAGAUGGUAAAGAGAGUGAACCGAAUCAAAGGGGUACCAACUCAGGGAUGGUCACUAAAGAAGGAAUGGAAAUCCACUCUGUAGAAAAGAAGUAUCACCCCAGUGCUGUCUACGAUAUGAAGGACCCCUUAAAUAUUUUUAACAGUAGCAGAUUUGAAGCACAUAGAAGACGUGGAGGGGACCAAAAUGAAGAUCCGCUGAAGAUACACACAGAUCAUCAAAGAAGGGGGAGCAGUCAGGAUAAACAAAGCCAUUUUUACUCCGACCCGAGCAAGUACCAAGCGGAGCAGAAACACACAAAUAAUAAUCCGCAUAGUGGUCAUAAGAAUAUACACAAUGAAGAGGGCGCACAAGGGAAUAAAACAGAUUAUCGCAUUAGC